AUGUCGCUGGAUGCGAGUAGUCGUCGUUUGAUGAAAGAACUACAACAACUCUCUACUGAACCGCCAACAGGCAUUGUAGUUAACAAGGAUGCGGCUAGUUCUGAUUUAAAGCAGUGGCGAGUGGAUGUAAUAGGCGCAGCAGGUACAUUGUACGAAGGAGAAAAGUUUUCACUGCAGUUUCGGUUUACUCAACAGUACCCGUUCAAUUCGCCUGAGGUAAUGUUCGUUGGUGAGAAUAUACCUGUGCAUCCACACGUUUAUUCAAACGGUCAUAUUUGCCUUUCGAUCCUUUCGGAGGACUGGACUCCUGCUUUGAGCGUACAAGCCGUGUGUCUCUCCAUUCUUUCGAUGUUGUCAUCUGCUCGAGAAAAGAAGCGGCCGCCUGAUAAUGCUCUUUAUGUUCGAACAUGCAAUAAAAAUCCCAGUAAAACUCGAUGGUGGUUCCACGAUGAUACUGUUUAA
Necator americanus (New World hookworm) is the source of this 462-nucleotide messenger RNA. RefSeq lists its product as uncharacterized. The record is from RefSeq and is a predicted model, not a curated record. NCBI's taxonomy places the organism in Eukaryota, Metazoa, Nematoda, Chromadorea, Rhabditida, Ancylostomatidae. The transcript is spliced from 5 exons. The coding region runs from base 1 to 462 and encodes 153 amino acids.